AAGCAAGGGUCGGGUCCUCGCAUCCGACGCCGCCGAGUGCUCGGGGCAGACAGUGCGGGCGAUCUGGCCUUCCCUACCAGACCAUUCGCCACUGUUUCCAGAGGUGUCAACCGUGGAUUAGAGACGCACCUUGGAGGUCAAUUGAUUAUUUCGCACAUACUUGCGCAAGCGCAAAAUCCCAUUUUUCGUUCCUCUUCAGAGUAGGGGUGAAGUUCCCAAUUGCGCAGCUUGACUGGUCUUGCGUCUUUCGUCCCGUCUCCGAGAGUCCCCGUAUGGCCCUCCGACUCCCUGCCGCGGUACGCCCGCUCCGGCCGCUGGCUCUCGCGAAGCCUUCGGCACAACAAGUACGAUGGCUGGCAUCGCCAGUACCUCCAGUCACACAGAACUCGUCGCGGGGCCCGACCGCUAUGGUUUUCCUCAACAUGGGCGGUCCGUCAACCGUGGACGAAGUGGGCGACUUUCUUAGCAGACUAUUCGCCGACGGCGACCUCAUCCCGCUCGGGCGGCUGCAGGGUUACCUCGGCCCGCUCAUCUCCAAACGGCGCACGCCCAAGAUCCAGAAACAGUACGCGGCCAUCGGCGGCGGCUCGCCGAUCCGCAAGUGGUCCGAGUACCAGUGCGCCGAGAUGUGCAAGAUCCUCGACAAGAUCUCACCCGAGACGGCGCCGCACAAGCCGUACGUGGCCUUCCGGUACGCGAACCCGCUGACCGAGGACACGUACCGGCGGAUGCUGGCCGACGGGUUCGGCAAUGGGCGCGGCGGGCGCGCCGUCGCGUUCACGCAGUACCCGCAGUAUUCGUGCUCGACGACGGGCAGCAGCCUGAACGAGCUGUGGAAGUGGCGGCAGAGGCUGGAGGGCAAGGCCAGGCCGCUGCAGGACGGGGCGGACGGGACGAUCAAGUGGAGCGUCAUUGACCGGUGGCCGGUGCAUCCGGGGUUGGUGGAGGCGUUCGCGCAGAACAUCGAGGCCAAGCUGGCUGAGUACCCCGAGGAGAGGAGGGACAAGGUUGUGCUGCUCUUCUCGGCGCACAGCUUACCCAUGACCGUGGUGAACAGGGGUGAUCCCUACCCCACCGAAGUUGCUGCCACGGUGCAGGCCGUGAUGCAGCGGCUCAAGUUCGUCAACCCGUACCGGCUGUGCUGGCAAUCCCAGGUCGGCCCUCAGCCCUGGCUCGGCCCACAGACGUCUAGCACGGUGGAGAAUUACAUCGCGCAGGGCCAAAAGGACCUGCUGCUCAUCCCGAUCGCGUUUACGUCGGACCACAUCGAGACGCUAUUUGAGCUCGACGAGGAGGUCAUAGGAGGCUCGAGCCACGCCGACACGGUGAAGCGUGUCGAGAGCCUGAACGGCAGCCCGGUGUUUAUCAAUGCGCUUGCGGACCUGGCCAAGAGCCAUCUGGCCAGCGGCAUCGCCUGUUCGACGCAGAUGGGCCUCAGGUGUCCAGGCUGCAAGAGCGAGAGAUGUGCCGCGUCGAAGAAGUUCUUUGCGGGGCAGCAGUUAUAGGCAGUGGUCAUAUGUAUAUAUACCUUACGUGUAUGAUGAGCACGGUUCACGGUGAACUACCUGUCCUGGUCGGCGCGUGUUCCGGCGUUGUAGAUAAGAGCACGCGAUCGCCAAGGUCAAUUGGCUUGUGAUCGGAAAGCGAGAUCGGUUCCAAACGGC
This is a messenger RNA of Thermothielavioides terrestris NRRL 8126, 1664 nucleotides long. RefSeq lists its product as uncharacterized. The record is from RefSeq and is a predicted model, not a curated record. The transcript has 3 exons. Gene Ontology annotation, biological process: heme biosynthetic process. Gene Ontology annotation, molecular function: protoporphyrin ferrochelatase activity. Bases 273 to 1505 code for a protein of 410 amino acids. Lineage: Eukaryota; Fungi; Ascomycota; Sordariomycetes; Sordariales; Chaetomiaceae.